AUGACUCCGUCUUCUCCUUCACCUGUUCCGUCCGCAGUCUCCUCCGCCGCAAAUUCCUUACAUUCGCAUGACCGGGAUGGAGACCCUUCGGUAACACGCGCCCUGGCGGGCAUGAAUCUGUCCGCGCUCCCACAAAAUGGGGACGCCCUCUCCUCCGCGUCCUCCCCGGCCCCGAAAGCUCAGAAAGCCAAGAUGGCCAGCCGUCUCUCGCGCAUGUUUUCCGGCACCGGAAAGCAGACUCCAACUAGAGAAGUCGAUUCUCACCGUGAUCCUCUCUCCGACAGCAGCCUGGAGAGUGUUCAUCCUCCCAACGGCAAGGAGAAGUCGUCAACCGUCAACGGAAACGGAAAAGACAAACCGUCUUCCAAACCGUCUUCCAAACCGUCGUCUCGUGCAAACUCCAGACCUCCCUCUACUCGAACCCCGUCUCGACAACCGUCUCUCAAAGAGAAAGAUGAGUCCGGUGCCAAGAAGAAGACUGGUGGUGGCAAGGAUCAGAAAGACGUUGCCACCGUGCACAAGCGCUUCGAGCUUAUCCCAGAGCACUUGGGCAACCACUCCCAUAACCUACGAAGUGCACGACGACAGGAGAAAUUAACCGACCUCCUCCGAGACAUGCUGGGCGGUGGGAGAAAGAAGGGAGACGAUCAGGUCGAUGAGACGCAGUUGUCGCUGAUGUCGACCUGGAUCGAUCAGUUUAAAACCGAACGCGACAAGUUAGCCGCCGAUAAAAAGGGCGGCCCGAAUGCCACGGCAACCCUGGUGGACAAGUACGGCAAAUGCCAGGAGAUCGUCGGCCGUGGUGCUUUCGGUAUCGUCCGCAUUUCGCACAAGGUCGAUCCCCAGGACUCCAAAUGUGAGCAGCUGUAUGCCGUCAAGGAGUUCCGCCGUCGUCCUCAAGAGACUGCCAAGAAAUACCAGAAGCGAUUGACUUCGGAGUUCUGUAUCUCCUCUUCUCUCCGCCACCCCAACGUCAUCCACACCCUCGAUCUCCUGCAAGAUGCCAAGGGCGAUUACUGUGAAGUCAUGGAGUACUGUGCCGGUGGUGAUCUGUACACCCUGGUGCUUGCCGCCGGCAAACUCGAAGUUGCCGAAGCAGACUGCUUCUUCAAGCAGCUGAUGCGCGGCGUGGAGUACAUGCAUGAGAUGGGCGUUGCCCACCGGGAUCUCAAGCCCGAGAAUCUGCUGUUGACCACGCACGGUGCCCUCAAAAUCACCGACUUCGGUAACGGCGAGUGCUUCCGUAUGGCCUGGGAGAAAGAAGCCCAUAUGACCGCCGGUCUGUGUGGUUCUGCACCCUACAUCGCCCCCGAGGAAUACACCGAGAAGGAAUUUGAUCCCCGCGCUGUAGAUCUGUGGGCCGUCGGCGUGAUCUACAUGGCUAUGCGUACCGGAAGACAUCUAUGGCGUGUAGCCCGCAAGGACGAAGAUGAGUUCUAUCAGCGUUACCUGGAAGGGCGCAAACACGAGGAUGGAUACGCGCCGAUCGAGACGCUGCAUCGGGCUCGCUGCCGCAACGUGAUCUAUUCUAUCCUGGACCCUAACCCCUCUCGCCGCAUCAAUGCCUCUCAGGUCCUCAAGUCCGAGUGGGUGCGCCAGAUCAAGCUAUGCAAGGCUGGCGAGGAAGGGUUCUGA
Penicillium cinerascens is the source of this 1635-nucleotide messenger RNA. Its product is annotated as serine/threonine protein kinase SAT4. Gene Ontology annotation, molecular function: ATP binding; protein serine/threonine kinase activity. The record is from RefSeq and is a predicted model, not a curated record. Bases 1 to 1635 code for a protein of 544 amino acids. NCBI's taxonomy places the organism in Eukaryota, Fungi, Ascomycota, Eurotiomycetes, Eurotiales, Aspergillaceae. The transcript has 2 exons. Gene Ontology annotation, biological process: intracellular signal transduction; intracellular monoatomic cation homeostasis; protein phosphorylation.